CUGUGGGAAUGAACCUUCAAAAUAAAUUUCAGGUCAAAGGAAACAACUGCUAAAACCCAUUGGUAGUCAGUUUGAAGAAUGUCCCUUACAUUGUGGUCUGUGGGAAGAAUGUUCCUUACAUUGGUGGUCAGUGGGAAGAAUGUCCCUUACAUUCGUAGUCAGUGGGAAGAAUCUUACCUACACUGCUGGUCAUUGGGGAGAAUUCUCCUUAUAUUGGUGGUCAAUAGGAAGAAUGCUCCUUACAUUGGUGGUCAAUGUGAAGAAUGUGUUUACAUUGGUAUUUAGUGGAAGAAUGUCCCUUUCAUUGGUGGUCAGUGGAAGAAUGUCCCUUACAUUGGUGGUCAAUGGGAAGAAUGUUACUUACAAUGUGGGUUAGUGGAAGAAUGUGCCUUACAUUGUGGUCAGUGGUAAUAAUGUUAUUUACAUUGGUGGUCAGUGUGAA
Molecule: messenger RNA, 442 nt
Organism: Staurois parvus
Lineage: Eukaryota; Metazoa; Chordata; Amphibia; Anura; Ranidae
Source: the annotation of a GenBank genome assembly